This is a messenger RNA of Camelina sativa (false flax), 1520 nucleotides long. Its product is annotated as protein neprosin-like. The record is from RefSeq and is a predicted model, not a curated record. NCBI's taxonomy places the organism in Eukaryota, Viridiplantae, Streptophyta, Magnoliopsida, Brassicales, Brassicaceae.
CCCUGGCGACAAACAAAAUCCCCUGACGACAAAACAUCUACCUUAGUAAAAAAAAACAUCUACCUUAGAGAGAAAAAAGAAAAGAGAUAAAAGAGGAAGAAAAGAAUGGCUUCUCUUUGGCUGAAGUUAGUAUUCUCCUUAAGUCUAAUAGGCCUCAAUUGUAUGGCUAAAUCAACUCUGCAUCAAGAAACCGAAAUCGAGUGUGUCUCUAUAAACAAACAGUCUGCAUUACAACAUCCUCUUAUGAAGAAUCAUCGUAUACAGACUCGACCAAGUCGAGAGCUUUUAUCAAUGCUUUCUACGUCCAAUGGUAACAUACUCAGAGAGAUUGGUUUGAAGGGAUCAGAAGAAUGUCCAAAGGGACAAGUACCGAUUCAUAAACCAAAAACCAACUUAACCGAUAAUCUUAUUCAUCCCCAACAACUUCCUAAAGAAGGCCGUCUCCUGAAACAAACUCGUAGGGAUAAACAACAGAAGAGAAAGAACAAGCUACGUACAAAAACUAAAAGCAAACCCAUCUCUUCCGCAAUGUUGUCUCAAAAAAAUAAGAGACAACACCGCCGGCCAACAUUAUUUACAGAGACCCAUCUACAUUAUGCAAUUGUUAAGACAUUUCUAAAUACGACCACGAAAUGGCGUGGAGCACAAGCAUUGUUUAAUAUUAACAAGCCCCUAGUAGCACAAAAUCAGUUUAGUAAGGCUUGGAUUUGGCUUAAUUACAUACAAGGAAGCGUGACGAGCAGCAUCCAGUUUGGUUGGGCUGUGCAUAGGAAAUUAUAUCCAGACGAUCGUCCAAGACUAACCACAUUUUGGACGUCAGAUCGAAAUCAAAAAGGAUGUUACAAUGCGAUAUGUCCGGGAGGCUAUGUUCAAAUUCAUAAAUCAAUCUACCCCGGUUUGGUUUAUGAUCAUAUCAAUGUUCCAGGAGGAAAACAGAACACUGUUCAUCUUUCUGUUGCUGAGGAUCCGGUGACCAAAAAUUGGGUAUUGACGAUAGGAUCCACAAUGAUAGGCUAUUGGCCGCGUCAAGGUCACAUGGCAGAAGGAGCUUCUGAAGUUUACUUCGGUGGAUUUGCAGGACACAGUGAUUUGUCUCAACCCACGACAACAGGCCCACCUAUGGGAACUGGAGCUUUUCCGACACGAGAUUUGAGUCGGUCUUGUUUCAUGAAACAACUUAAAUAUGUUCUUUCGGAUUAUUCAGUGGUAGAUAUUAAUUCCAACGAGGUCGAGGUUUAUGUGGAUAGUCGUAAGUGUUAUGGUGUAAUGUUUCUCAAGUAUGUAGAUUUUGAUUCGAGAGAGACUCUUACCUUUGGAGGACCAGGUGGACAAUGUUAAUUUAUAAAUAUAUACAAAAUUGUUGUAAAUCAUCACUAAGGAUGGAUCUCCAUAACCGGCCCACAUACAUGUCCAAGUCCACAAGUUCUAUUGGCCACAUUCUCUUAUACUAAGUCGGUUUUAGGAAUUCCAUUGUACUUAAGGUUUAUAUACUAUUAUAUAUGUACUCUAUUCGAUUGAUU